AUGUUCAACAACAUGAGAGCUAUUGAUAUUCGGGGCAAUGUUGGCCCAGCAGAAUCCCUUUAUAUGGCAGAAAUUCCCAAACCGAUACCCAAGGAGGGCCAGGCUCUGAUAAAGAUCAAGGCUUUUGGAAUCAACCGCGCGGAUAUUAUGCAGCGCGAUGGCGAAUAUCCUGUCCCGCCUUGGGCCGGCAGAAUUAUGGGAUUGGAGUUCUCCGGCAUAAUAGAGGAACUAGGAGAAAAUAGUGAAUCGUCCUUCAGUGUUGGCGACGAAGUGUUCGCGUUGGCGUAUGGAGGAGCAUAUGCAGAGUACAUUACCGUCUCAACCCAUAUGCUGAUUCAUAAGCCACCUCACCUGUCAUGGGAAGAGGCUGCAGGAAUUCCCGAAACCUGGCUUACCGCAACAAAAGUGAUGUAUAAAAUUGGAGAAUUCACGCGUGGCAAAUCUAUUCUUUGGCAUGCCGGGGCUUCGGGAGUCUCUAUCAGCGGUAUCCAACUUGCUCUCAGCGCAGGUGCUUCAGCUGUUUAUGCAACGGCACGAUCUGAUGAAAAAUGCGAUUUCUGCGUCAACACCCUAGGCGCUACUGCGGCUUUCAACACCACUGACCCGAACUGGGUUGACCAGGUGAUGAAGGCAACUAAUGGCAAAGGCGUUGACAUAAUUGCGGAUCUAAUCGGACCCGAUGUCUUUGCUGAAAACCUCAAGAUUGCUGCUAAAGAUGCAAGAGUUGUGCUGGUUGGAUUAAUGAGCGGGUUUACCUUUAAAAAAGAAUUCGACAUGGGACUUCUUGCUUUCAAAAGAGUCAGAUACGAGGGCUCAACUUUACGAAGCCGAGAUGAAGAUUUUCAGAGGAAGCUGAGAGAUACAUUCGUAUCAGAAGCCCUUCCACAGUUCCAAUCUGGGCAGUUCAAAGUCCACAUCGAAAAAGUCCUACCAUGGGAACAAAUAAUUGAUGCACACAAGCUGAUGGAGACUAACAAGAUUAUGGGCAAAAUUAUAUGUACGAUCGACUAG
Molecule: messenger RNA, 1011 nt
Organism: Trichoderma virens Gv29-8
Lineage: Eukaryota; Fungi; Ascomycota; Sordariomycetes; Hypocreales; Hypocreaceae
Exons: 4
Coding region: 1-1011 (336 amino acids)
Molecular function (GO): oxidoreductase activity
Source: RefSeq, a predicted model, not a curated record